Symbiodinium natans is the source of this 1395-nucleotide messenger RNA. Lineage: Eukaryota; Dinophyceae; Suessiales; Symbiodiniaceae. The record is from the annotation of a GenBank genome assembly.
AUGCCGAGAGCUCUAGUGCAAUCAGUUGCCCGGGCUGACGCGGAGGCCGAGAACCUCAACACCCAACGGGAACUGGCACUGGCAGAUCCAGCUUCGGUUGUGGAGAUCGCCAGCAAGAAGGCGGGCAAGGCUAUAGAGCGCGCGGAGAGGAAUGCAGCUGAUGCGCAGGUGUUGCACAUGCGGCUUCACACGCAAAAAGCAACCAACUUGGUCCGCAACUUCAGGGACGAGCUGCGUGUGCUCAUGCGACGUCGUAGCACCACAGGUCUCAAGAGACAACUCGCAAACUUGGAUCGGAACUUGGCAACGCUGAAGGACUGUGAACACUACAGAUCACAGCGGUGCAACAAGUUGAGCAAGAAGGCUUUGAGCGCCGUGGCCCAUGACGCCAGUGUUGCUGCUCAUGCUGCAGAGAGGCUGAUUCAGACGAGCCGGAUAGCAAAGCGGCGGACCUUCCCUAUCCUGGACCUGCUACGCAUAGGCAUUGGGCCAGCUCCGGACCAGCUGGAUGCGCUCGAUGCCCCAAAUCCACCUGACUAUGUUCCACCUCCGGGGCCUGUCGCAGGCACCGCGGCAGGCUGCAACUGUGCUCCACACUCCCGCUGUGCCGGGCGGGGUCGGGAAUUUCCGUGGUGCAAGAUUAACCGAACAGAGCCUUGUGCGUUGCUGUCUCAGAGAUCCUUCGUGGAUGCUUCUGGAGCGGACCAUCGCGUUGCUGGGUCGGGACAGCCCCCUGCAGUCUGGGACUAUUGUGGCCCACCGAAGGAGAAUUCUGAGACGGUCCAUGCAGGUGCACACUGCGAGAGAAGAGAUGACAUCGUGCAGAAAUAUCAUGACGACACAGACUUCUGGAAUAAGGAUGGCAAUUUCAACUGGAAUAAGGUGCCUCGCAGGGAUCGGAUGACGCUUGAAGCCAUGGUUGUUCCCAAAGAGGGCAAAGGUCUCUGCGUGCGAACACCGUCCAGUGGGUCGCACUACGUCUGCCCCACGGCACAGGAUGAUCUAGACGAGGCCACGCCAGAAGGAACCGAGUGGGCACGUACACGCACGUGGGAUUUCUGUGUCCCUCCUGCACCUGAAGAGAAGAUCAAAGUGUUACAGGAGCUAGAACUGGAGAGACAGGCCGUGAAUCAGCAGGGUGGCGUAGAGAUGCAACAGGAGCCAGAACCCUUCCGCAAGCCCUUCGAGAAGGAUCCUUCAGCGGAGAAUCAGGAAAACGCGCUGCAGCAAAGCAGCGGCGAGCCACAGCCUUCACACGCCGAUGAAACUGCCACCGGUCCGCUCGGUGGACCGGUCCUUGUACAAGGAAUUGACUUCUCUAAGCUCUCGGCAGCGCUGCUGGGAGUGCUCCCGUGGGCCAGUCGACCCCGGAAAGAUUACGCAUGUUUCCUCUAG